This is a messenger RNA of Chlamydomonas reinhardtii, 1258 nucleotides long. RefSeq lists its product as uncharacterized. The coding region runs from base 32 to 751 and encodes 239 amino acids. The transcript has 4 exons. Lineage: Eukaryota; Viridiplantae; Chlorophyta; Chlorophyceae; Chlamydomonadales; Chlamydomonadaceae. The record is from RefSeq and is a predicted model, not a curated record.
AUUGACAACAAAGCACCCCGUUCUGACGAGGAUGCCGGGUGGCUCGCUGCCGACGCCCAUGCGUCGGCACCCUGACGCGGGCGCCGCAGAGGCCCCGACCGAGCAGGCCCACGGCGCCUGCACCUGCAGCCAGUGCACCUGCAACCCCUGCACCUGCGGACAGGCCGCAGCGCGUGCGGCCAAGACCAGCGGCAGCAGCGGCGCCGGUGACGGAAACAAGUCCAUCUACCGCACCACCGGCGGCGCGGGCGUCCUGGGCUCCUACGCCCCGCCACCGGCCGGUGGCAUGUCGCCGAUGAACACCGGUGACAACAACAACGGCGGCGGCGGCGGCGGUGGCGGUGCCCCCGGGGACGCGUACCAGCAGAUGGCGCAGCAGGUAGGGAGCGCGGGCGGUGGCGACAGUAGCGCCGCCGGCGGCAGCAGCCGCGGCGGCGCUGGCCAUGGCGGCAGUAGCAGCGGUGGGGAGGAGGGGGCGCGCUAUGAGCCCGACUACGAGGGACCGGGCGUGGGUGACGGUUCCGCGGCCUUCCCCACCGCUACCGAGAUGGUUGGCGCGCUGCACACCGCCCUGCAGGCGCCGCCGGGGGCGGAGGGCCUGCAGAGCCGCGCGCCGGGCGGUGCAGGCGUCACGGGCAGCUACGGCCCACCGGACAGCGCCCUCCCGCCACGUGUGCCGGCGGGCGCGGCCGGCGGCCUAGCAGAGGAGGUGGACGCGGCGGCUGAGGGCAUCCAGAUCAGCAAGCUGUGAAGAAUCAAGCUCCUUGGGCCAGCUGCUGUGAGGGACAGGCAGGAGAGAUGGGGCUGAUCAAAUCCCGCGUCCAGCAAGCAGGUUGCAGCGGUGGGCAGGCAGGUGGGAGAGCGUGACAGGCGGACAGUGUGGCGACUGCGCAGGGAGGCUACGGCCUGAGCUGCUGAGCGUGCAUCUGGGUGUUUGGAUUGCCCGAGCGGAAGGCAGCACAUGCCACAAUUGCAACCUUCGUAGACACCGUUGCAUAUUGUGGCUUAAGGCUCGGAAUGUCCGUUCUUUUCCUGCCGCCGCUGCGUGACCAACAGCGUGGGGAAGCGAAGGCGGGGCAAGUAGCCUUGGCAGGCAGACAGGAGCGUGCAAGCGGUAGGGCCAGGAUGCCUUAUGAGCAUCCAUGUAUGCACGCGGGAGGGUUUCCCUGUUGGUCUUGUGCAUAGUUGCUGGAGUUGGCGGAAGAGUAGGGCCGGCCGGCUACAGGGCCCAGGGUCUGCGAGAUGGGGCCGACCAUGA